AUGGCCCUCCUGCCGCGCAUCGUGCGAGCCUCGCCGACCGAAGCACUGGCUGCCCGCCUGCGAAGCGCGUCAUGCUUGCCCGUGCGCUCCUGUAGGCUGUACGCGACUCCCCACGGCCUCGGCGCGUCGCCCAAGAGCUCCACCAACCGGCGCCAGGUCACUGUCGCCAACGACAAUGGCCAUGUGCGCUGGGGCGAUCUCACCGCCACCGAGAAGGUCGCCCGCUCGACGCAGCAGUCGUUCAAUUUCCUGGUCGUCAUCGCCGGCGUCCUUGCAACCGGCGCCGUUGGCUACGUCAUCUAUUCCGAAGUCCUCUCCCCCGAAGGCACUACAAACCAAUACCACCGCGCCCUGAAGAGGAUCAAGGAGGACCCCAAGUGCGUGGAGCUGCUUGGCGACCCCAAGAAAAUCGUGGCACACGGCGAAGUGUUUCACAGCCGCAUGGCGAGAGCUUGGUCGAUAACCUCGAAGAAAGAAAAGGAUCGUGCUGGCAACGAGCAUCUCUACCUCCGCUUCUACGUUGAUGGCCCGCUCAACAGGGGGACAGUCUUCUUGCACAUGAUCCAACGACCAGGCGAACAGGAGCUCGAUUAUCAGUCAUUGACGCUCGACGUUCCAGGCCACAAGCGCAUUGUUCUCGAGGAUGACAGCUGGUCUCCCCUCAAGAAAAAGUCUGGCAAGCUCUUUGGUGUCCGUUGGUGGUAG
Molecule: messenger RNA, 705 nt
Organism: Diplodia corticola
Lineage: Eukaryota; Fungi; Ascomycota; Dothideomycetes; Botryosphaeriales; Botryosphaeriaceae
Product: mitochondrial import inner membrane translocase subunit tim21
Exons: 5
Coding region: 1-705 (234 amino acids)
Biological process (GO): protein import into mitochondrial matrix
Cellular component (GO): TIM23 mitochondrial import inner membrane translocase complex
Source: RefSeq, a predicted model, not a curated record